AUGAAUCUCAACUUCACCUCCCCUCUGCACCCGGCGUCUUCUCAGAGGCCCACGUCCUUCUUCAUUGAGGACAUCCUGCUGCACAAGCCCAAGCCGCUAAGGGAGAUGGCCCCUGAUCACUUCGCCAGCUCUCUGGCCUCCCGGGUGCCUCUCCUAGACUAUGGCUACCCCCUCAUGCCCACACCCACCCUCCUGGCUCCUCACCCUCAUCACCCUCUGCAUAAGGGAGACCACCACCACCCUUAUUUCCUCACCACCUCGGGGGUGCCGGUGCCGGCGCUGUUCCCGCACCCCCAGCACAGCGAGCUGCCGGGGAAGCACUGCCGCCGCCGCAAAGCUCGCACGGUUUUCUCGGACUCGCAGCUUUCCGGCCUGGAGAAGAGAUUCGAGAUCCAGCGCUACCUGUCCACGCCAGAGCGGGUGGAGCUGGCCACGGCCCUCAGCCUGUCCGAGACGCAGGUGAAAACGUGGUUCCAGAACCGGCGGAUGAAGCAUAAAAAGCAGCUGAGGAAAAGUCAGGAUGAGCCCAAAGCGCCCGAUGGGCUCGAGAGCCCCGAGGGCAGCCCUCGCGGCCCAGAGGCCGCAUCCGCCGAGGCUCGGCUGGGCCUGCCCGCCGGCCCCUUCGUGCUGACCGAGCCCGAGGACGAGGUGGACAUCGGGGACGAGGGGGAGCUCGGCUCGGGGCCGCACGUGCUCUGA
Molecule: messenger RNA, 699 nt
Organism: Puma concolor (puma)
Lineage: Eukaryota; Metazoa; Chordata; Mammalia; Carnivora; Felidae
Gene: BSX
Product: brain specific homeobox
Biological process (GO): regulation of DNA-templated transcription
Molecular function (GO): DNA-binding transcription factor activity, RNA polymerase II-specific; DNA binding
Source: RefSeq, a predicted model, not a curated record